AUGUUUUCUCUUGGUGUUGAGGAGGGAGAUCAAUGGUUGUGGCUCCCGGAACCCUCACAUGGUUACUCUGUUCGGGGGGCUUAUUCCGUGUUGACUUCUAAAGAUUUACCGUUGGUGGACUCGGCAGCGGAGAUGAUUUGGCACAGACAGGUUCCUUUGAAGGUAUCAGUCUUUGCUUGGCGGCUUCUUCGUGAUCGGUUGCCUACCAAAUCGAAUCUGAUAUAUAGAGGUGUAAUUCCAUCAGAAGCUGGUUUGUGUGUCUACGGGUGCGGUGUUUUGGAAUCAGCGCAACAUUUGUUUCUCUCUUGUUCGUACUUUGCUUUACUUUGGUCGUUGGUUCGUGAUUGGAUUGGUUUUGUUGGAGUGGACACUAAUGUUUUGUCUGAUCAUUUUGUUCAGUUUGUUCACUCAACAGGUGGAAGUAAGGUUUCUCAGUCUUUUCUCCAGCUUAUUUGGCUUCUUUGUGCCUGGGUCUUAUGGACUGAACGUAACAAUAUGUGUUUCAAUGAUUCUAUUACUCCUUUACCCAGAAUCCUGAAGUAG
Messenger RNA from Medicago truncatula (barrel medic), 543 nucleotides. RefSeq lists its product as uncharacterized. The record is from RefSeq and is a predicted model, not a curated record. The transcript is spliced from 3 exons. Bases 1 to 543 code for a protein of 180 amino acids. Lineage: Eukaryota; Viridiplantae; Streptophyta; Magnoliopsida; Fabales; Fabaceae.